CGCUGUAAAGAAAAAUAAUCGUGUUUCGAUGUGCGGAAACGUGUAGAAAUGAAAUAUAAUGAGAGAACGAAGUUCGUGAUUAACUUACUAAAGUAGACAUUAUUUAAAUUAAUUUUCACAUAAUUAUGUUAUAAAUAAGCGAUUCAUGCCAGACUUCCCACUACGAUGGCCGCCCGAUUGAAGUAGGGAAAACACGUAAUUGCACGUAAGAGUAAAGAAAUGACAACAUUAGUGUCAUAAUUCGAGAUGUCAGCAAUGAGUAACGAAUGCAAACAGGAUUUUGAAACUCAGAGAGAAAUGAGAGAAAACAAUUCUCAAAGUCAAAAUUCUGUAGAAGAAAUAGAAACGACUGAAUCUGACACCGAAGAUGAAGUUCAUUGUCCUGUGGAGAAUCACGAAGGAAGAGAAAUGAUUGACAUUUUGCUGCCCUUUUCAGUUGAAUAUGUAAAACAACUCCUCUUUACUGAUUCCCAAUGGUUUAGAGAUUUCUUAGAUGCACGAAAAACUACAGAUUUUGUUGCUGGAGAAUGGCACACCUGCCCUGAAACGGGAGAUAAAUUACGCCAGUUGACAUACACGAUGGCUCUGAAUUUAGCAAUAGCUAAAUCUACUCGAAGUUCGGAAUCGCAACGAAUCUUAAAAAACAGUGAGCAAGGCAGAAUUUAUGUAAUCGAGACAGAUGUUUCCAAUAAUGGUGUUCCAUACAGCGAUUCUUUCAGUAUCAAAUCACAUAAUUGUCUGACCAGAAUAUCAAAAAAUCAGUGUAGAUUUCGUGUAUAUAGUCAAAUCAGUUAUAAAAAAUCAGUAUGGGGAUUGGUAAAAACAGUGAUAGAGAAAAAUGCCAUGCAGGGUGCAAUAGACUUUUGUACUGAUAUAGAAAAAGCUUUAAAAGCAGAAGCCUCUAAAGUUACCAAAGAGAAAGAUUAUGAAAAAAUACCAAAGCCAGUUAACAAUCUAAGACAAAACAUUAGCAAAAGAGCAGAAAUUCUCCAACAGACGACACCCUCUUGUGAAAGUGAAAGCGAAACUUCUGCCAAUAUUCCUAGAACUUUGAUUGCUGGCAAUGACGAAGUAAAAUUUUUAAAUUUUUCCACGGAAUUUAUCAUUAAGGCAAUUUUAACAAUAUUGGCCGUAUUAUUAUUGUUGAAUAUGGUUUUGAUAUUAAAAUUAGGAUCGCUGGAGGACUUGAGCAUCAAAUUGAAUUCCUUUCCCGAUGACCUAGUCGAAUCUCCAGUAGAAAGGAUACCAAAUCUGUCUAGAGGAGAAUUUAUGAGAAUUUUACGCAAGCAGGAAGUUCUUCAUAGGACAGAAGUGUUAAAAUGGCAAGAUGCACUCAAUGACGUGUUAAAGUUAUUCCAUAUGAUGGAAGGUUCGUUAUUAAAUUUGAAGACCACAAUAGAAUCAUACAGUAAUUCUGAAGCCAUCAAGACCAUGGUCGACGAAAAGUAAUCUUCCAAGUUUAACGUUUUGUUUUUUUUUUAAGCCUCUCAAUAGAUAGCCAUUAAAUUUAUUAGGAGGCAUCUCGUCUUUUUUAAUUGCAUUAUUG
Messenger RNA from Centruroides sculpturatus (bark scorpion), 1546 nucleotides. RefSeq names its product GRAM domain-containing protein 1B-like. Bases 247 to 1449 code for a protein of 400 amino acids. Gene Ontology annotation, molecular function: sterol transfer activity; sterol binding. Gene Ontology annotation, biological process: intracellular sterol transport. The record is from RefSeq and is a predicted model, not a curated record. Gene Ontology annotation, cellular component: endoplasmic reticulum-plasma membrane contact site; endoplasmic reticulum membrane; plasma membrane. The transcript has 11 exons. NCBI's taxonomy places the organism in Eukaryota, Metazoa, Arthropoda, Arachnida, Scorpiones, Buthidae.